UCUUUUCCCAUAAGAUAUUGUUGCUUUGUAAGAACCAUAUUCAUAGGUCAACCACUGUAUUGUCAAGGAUUUGGUAAAGUUUAAGACUUUUGCCCAAAACAAACCCUGCUAAGUUUCUUAUAUUAAGUGAAUUCAGAGUGUAGCUUUUUUAGAUUAAACUGCAAAAGAAAACAUGUGGUUUUUUGGAAGUAAAGGACCAUCAGGAUUCUCUUCUUCUUCUACAGCAGAGGAAGUUACUCAAGGAAUUGAUGGAUCUGCCCUCACUGCCAUUGUUACAGGAGCAUCAAGCGGUAUUGGUGUAGAGACGACCCGCGUCCUUGCAUUGCGCGGUGUCCUCGUAGUUAUGGCCGUAAGGAAUGUGGAUGCGGGUCGGAAUGUCAAAGAAGCAAUAUUAAAGGAAAUACCUGGUGCUAAGAUUGAUGUAAUGGAAUUAGAUCUAAGCUCAAUGGCAUCAAUAAGAAAAUUUGCAUCACAAUAUCAAUCCUCUAAUCUUCCCUUGAAUCUACUAAUCAACAACGCCGGGGUUGUAACACCGUUCAUGUUAUCGCACGACGGCAUCGAAUUGCAAUUUGCAACCAACUAUUUAGGUCCUUUUCUUCUAACCGAUCUUCUUUUGGAGACUAUGAAAAAAACAGCACGCGAAAGCAACAUAGAAGGGAGGAUUGUCAAUGUAUCUUCGAUAGGUCAUCGGUUUACGUAUAGUGAGGGAAUCCGCUUCGACAAAUUCAACGACGAAUCAGGAUACUCCUCUUGGUAUGCUUAUGGACAAUCAAAGCUUGCUACCAUAUUACAUGCCAAGGAGCUUUCUAGGCGUCUAAAGGAAGAUGGGGUGGAGAUUACAGCAAAUUCACUUCAUCCCGGAGGAAUACCGACCAAUAUUGUGCGCCAUGAUCGUUUCAUGAAUGCAGGCUUUCUCCAUUUGAUUGGGAAAUAUUUCCUCAAGAGUAUUCCACAGGGAGCUGCUACUACAUGUUAUGUUGCAUUACACCCACAAGUUAAAGGUGUUAGUGGAGAAUUUUUCAUGGACAGCAACAUAAGUAACCCAAGCUCUAUGGCUAACGAUGUAGAUUUGGCUAAAAAACUAUGGGAUUUUAGCUUCACCUUGAUCAAUCCCAAGAUGAAUGUAAAGGGAUGUAAGAUUAGACAAACGCUAAAGAAGAUGCAAUUGCCACGUUACAACAUAAGCUGGUGGUCGCAUUUAAGGUUGAUGCGAUUGCCACGUUACAACAUAAAAGCUGGUGGUUGCUUUUUAAGUUUGAUGAUGAAGAAACGACCUAACGAAGUGAUGGCUAGAAUUUACAACGGAAAAAUGCAAAUACCAAAGAGCAGCAUGGCGUUGAGAGGUGCUGCCAUGGCUGGUGGUGCUUGCAUUGGAAGACAAAGAGCCACCCCAUUUGUCCUUUCAUCUUCUCCAUUAUUUUUCAGGGUACGAUCCCUUCAUUCCCCUUCACAUCCUCUCCUAAGAUUCACAUCUUUUCCUAACCCCAAAACUGGAUUUAAGUAUCAGAUUCGGGCAAUACAAGAGGUAACUGCAGAUACUGUAAAAUCCCAGAAAGGAAAAGAAGAUGAUGAACAGAGUUCCCCACAAAAUUGGAAGAUUAAAAUGCUUUAUGAUGGAGAUUGUCCGCUUUGCAUGCGUGAGGUUGAUAUGCUAAGGGAGAGAAAUAAGCAAUAUGGCACUAUCAAGUUUGUUGACAUAAGUUCUGAUGAUUAUUCUCCUGAAGAAAAUCAAGGAUUGGACUACAAAACUGUUAUGGGAAGAAUUCAUGCCAUUCUCUCUGAUGGAACUGUUGUCACAGAUGUUGAGGCAUUUAGAAAAUUGUAUGAGCAAGUUGGUCUUGGAUGGGUUUAUGCCAUUACCAAAUAUGAACCAAUUGCGGCAAUUGCCGAUUCCAUCUAUGGUGUUUGGGCGAAAUAUCGUCUUCAAAUAACUGGCCGGCCACCAUUAGAAGAGGUCUUGGAGACGAGAAGAAAGAAGAAGGUACGCAUACGGCUGACAUAUGCAAUGACAACAAUUGCAAGAUAUGAAGUUUCCUAUUAAUUGCAGAUAACAGGAUACUUCUGUGAAACCUUAUCCUUAUGAUACGACCUUACACUGUUUUUGAACUUUCCAACAUUAUACAAGACAUGCAAUUGACCUUUAGCAUAUUAGAUUAUAAAGAUAUAUACUUUGAGAA
This is a messenger RNA of Gossypium raimondii (Peruvian cotton), 2177 nucleotides long. Its product is annotated as short-chain dehydrogenase TIC 32, chloroplastic. The coding region runs from base 173 to 2041 and encodes 622 amino acids. The record is from RefSeq and is a predicted model, not a curated record. Lineage: Eukaryota; Viridiplantae; Streptophyta; Magnoliopsida; Malvales; Malvaceae. Gene Ontology annotation, molecular function: protein-disulfide reductase activity. The transcript has 16 exons.